Messenger RNA from Amphiprion ocellaris (clown anemonefish), 1635 nucleotides. RefSeq names its product potassium channel tetramerization domain containing 7 (gene kctd7). Bases 278 to 1336 code for a protein of 352 amino acids. Gene Ontology annotation, molecular function: protein binding. Gene Ontology annotation, biological process: protein homooligomerization. NCBI's taxonomy places the organism in Eukaryota, Metazoa, Chordata, Actinopteri, Pomacentridae. The record is from RefSeq and is a predicted model, not a curated record. The transcript has 4 exons.
AGCACCUCACGGUCCCCAGCUAACGUUAGCCUACCUGCUAACACCCGUUUCAAAUGUCCAACGGUUACUAGCUGCCGAGGCUCACGGUUCCAUCCCGGAGGCGGAGCUCCACUGCCCCCGCUGCGGCCCCGGUGAGAGGCGGGCUGAGCUCCGGCGGCCGCGGCUCGAGCCACACCCUCCUCCGCUUGUUGUUGUCGUUCGCACCGACAGCCGCGUGCCGUGUGGCUCGUGCGAUCCUCCCCUUCGUCUCGCGCGGAGAGCCGGGCCUGCCGAGCGCAUGCAGCAGAAUGGCUCGAGCGGCUCCAAUGGUUCGGACGGUUGUAGCGGCGGCGGCGGCGGCGGCAGCGGCAGCAGGGACAGACAGGCGCUGUCCUUCAGUCCGCUGCCCGCCGCCACGACGAGGGUGAGACGGUUCAUUCAGGAGAGACGGACGCUGCCGCUGCCCAGAGUGAUGGUGGUUUUCUCGGCGGCGGGGGACACCGAGAAACCGGGCGAUGCCAUGUCCAGCACGGACUCUGCGGAGGACGAGUUCCGAAAGCCGCCCUCCCCGACACCGAACCUCGCCCUGAGCAAGCCGCUCCGGCCCCCGCUGAGCAGCCAUGAGCAGGAGUUUCCAGAGGUGAUUUCUCUGAACGUCGGGGGAACGUACUUCACCACUCGCCUGUCCACGCUGCGGCGGUACGAGGACACCAUGCUGGCUGCCAUGUUCAGCGGGCGUCAUUACAUCCCACGUGAUGCUGAGGGACGCUACUUCAUCGAUCGGGAUGGAGCGUAUUUUGGGGACAUCCUGAACUUCCUGAGGGAAGGCGAGCUUCCUCACCGGGACCGAGUCAGAGCGGUGCACAGAGAGGCUCAGUACUACGCCAUCGGCCCGCUGCUGGACAGCCUGGAGGACAUCCAGCCGCUCACAGGGGAGAAAGUUCGACAAGCCUUCCUCGACCUGCUGCCCUACUACAAAGACAAUCUGGAGCGCAUUGUGGAGAUUGCCAAACUGAGGGCGAUGCAGAAAAAGGCCAGAUUUGCAAAGCUAAAGAUCUGCGUCUACAAGGAGGAGAUGCCCAUCACGCCGUACGAGCGUCCUCUUUUUAACUCUCUGCGCUUUGAGCGCUCGGACAGCGAGGCCAAACUCUUUGAGCAUCACUGCGAGGUGGACGUUACCUUCGGUCCGUGGGAGGCGGUGGCAGACGUUUACGACCUGCUGCACUGCAUCGUCAGCGACCUGGCCGAGCGAGGCAUCGCCGCCGAGCAGCAGUGCAUCGGUGUCUGUGACAAACACCUCAUCAACCACUACUACUGCAAGAGGCCCAUCUACGAGUUUAAGAUCACGUGGUGGUGAAGCUCCAGGGAGAUGAUCGGAGCAGAUCGGACCAAAAAGCAAACAGAGGGAUGUCUCACUUUUACUGUAACUCGGCCGAUAUUGGUUUUUGUAUCGACGUUGCCAAUAUUUUGUGCUGAUGUCUUAAAUGUGACCCUUUAAAUCAUGCUGUAAGCAUUUUCUGUUUCUCCCAAAUAUUUUUCUUUUCCUUCUCGUUACAGCGACAGAACCUCUGAAGGAAACAAUUUAAACACUUCUCAGUGAAUCCAGGGUAAAUAAAAACACUGCUGCUACUUUACAGAGCGGCCGUGAACUCCUGA